UAUGAAUUUGAAACUAUUAAGUGUCAAUACAAAUGAAAGGUAAGUUAAUUUUUGAACAUAUGUACAUGAUAUUUUGUAUUUUUAUUUUGAUAUUUAUUAUUAUAAACUUAUAAUUUUUUGUAGAAUAUGUCGAAAAGAAAUAUUUGGAGCAAUGAGGAGACGCGGGUUAUGCUGGAGCUUUUUAAGGAACAAAAAAUUAUAGAAAAAAUCGAUGGCAAAAAAUAUCGCAACAGCGAAAUCUACGGAAUGGUAGAAAACUGUUUAAAAAAUAAAAAAAUUGAAAAUAAAAGCGCCAAACAAAUUGAAAUUAGGUGGAAAAAUUUAAAAUAUAUGUACAUAAACAUUAAAAAAGAAAAAAACAAAAGUGGAAAUAGUGCUAACGACUUUCUGUUUUUCGAGGAAAUGGACGAGCUGAUGGGUAUGAGACCCUCAAUAACAACAUUGGAAACAGGAGUAGAUACUUCUUGCGAUGUAGUAACUCCCUCAACAAAUGACUCCUCUAACACAAAUAUAAACCAAGAAGAUUCGGAUGAGCUGCAGCCGUUACCAAGUCCAAGUGGUUUACAAAAUAAUUCCAAACGUAAACGAAAAUCAACAUCUGAUGGGUUGUUAGAAAAAAUUAAUAAAAUGCAGAAAGAUAUCAAUGAAGAUUUUCUGAAGAAACAAAAAGAACUUAUAGACUAUGAAUACAAAUUAUAUUCACAGCAAGAAAAGGAAAGUCACAUGCAAAUGAAAAGUUUGCUAAAGGAAAGCAGUGAUAAUUUCUUGUGUGCAAUCAAAGAUAUUUUCAAUGAUAAUCGUAGCAUAGAUACUAUAAAUUUAGAUAGCAAUAAGGAAAAUAAUAAAAGUGAUAAUCAUAGCGUAGAGACUAUAAAUUUAAUUACAAAAAAGGAAAACAUUGAAACGAGUAAUUAUAAUACAGAGACUAUAAAUUUAAGUGAAUAUGAGGAAAAUAUUAAAAAUAGUUUAAGUUCAUAUUUCCAAGGACGGAUAGACUAA
Molecule: messenger RNA, 999 nt
Organism: Condylostylus longicornis
Lineage: Eukaryota; Metazoa; Arthropoda; Insecta; Diptera; Dolichopodidae
Exons: 3
Coding region: 127-999 (290 amino acids)
Source: RefSeq, a predicted model, not a curated record